ACUGAGCGCGAACUGCUUAGUAAAUGUUAAACGAACAUUGAAAGAUAAGCUAAGAGCAAACAUGUGGACGCAGCGGCUCCAACUGUGGCAGAGUGCAGCAAUAGGAGAGAUUCCCGAAACAGUUAAAGAGGAGGACAAAGAAUAUAAGACGGAACACAACAUCCUUGAAGCUGAUGUUAAGGAGGUGGUGAUUGUUAAAGAAGAGGAACCUGUGGACUACAGACCAUAUGCUCACCUGAAUGACCCAAAGCCUGAACACAUAAAGGAGGAACAGGAAGAAAUCUACGUCAGUCUGGGGGGAGAGCAGCUCAAUGCAAAGGAGGAGAUGGAAGCCACCAGCUUUCCAGUGACUGCUUCUCUCAAUGACGGUGUGAAUGAUAACCAUUCCCCUCGGCUCUCUCAGCUUUAUCCAGACCAGUUUACAGGCAGAGAGAUUCCAGAUGGUUCUAUUUACUUAAAGACUGAAGACACUAUGGAGGAUGAGGACAGUGAUAUAAAACCUUCAGUCUCUGAGCUGAAACACUUGUCAGAUUGUGGGCUAAAAACUAAGGACAUGGACAAUGACUGUAAGUACAGAGCACCGGAAUUGGAUGGAAAUAUGAAGAAACCCUAUAGUUCCUCUACGCUUGCUGAACAUUUUUUACAUCCCUUUGUUCAGAACGACUCAAUCGAUUCAGAUAUAGAGUCUCCAAGCUUCCCAAAUGAAGGCUCACAAAGGAAAGUCCAGCCAGGAUUAAAGUUUAGCUGUGAAGACUGUGGUAAAUUAUUGACAGGAAAACGAGGUUUAAACAGACACAAGAAGCUCCACACUGGGCAGAAACCCUACACCUGUGAUGUAUGUGGGAAAACAUUUAGCACAAAUUCAAAUUUUAAUACACAUAUAAAAUUCCACACAGGACAUAAACCUUAUAUCUGUGAUCUAUGUGGACGAAGUUUUACUUUGAAUGGACAUUUAACCCGACACAUGAUAAGCCAUUCUGGACAGAAACCUUUCUGUUGUGAUCUGUGUGGACAAAGGUUUACCUUAAAAGCUGGGUUAACCAGACACAUAAAAAUCCACACUGGACAGAAACCGUUCUGUUGCAAUUUAUGUGGACAAAGUUUUAGUCGAAAAACACAUUUAAACAGACAUUCAAAGAUCCACACAGGACAGAAGCCUUUCUCUUGUGAUCUCUGUGGACAAAGAUUUAAUGAAAAAUCAAACUUAACCAAACAUAUGAUGACCCACACGGGACAGAAACCUUUCUGCUGUCUUCACUGUGGAAAAAGAUUUAGUCAAAAAGUAGGUUUAGAGACACACAAUAGAAUCCACACUGGACAGAGACCUUUUCCAUGUGAUAUAUGUGGAAAAAGAUUUAGUGAAAAAGGAAAUCUAAGUACACACAUGAGAAUCCACACAGGACAUAAACCUUUCUGCUGUGAUGUUUGUGGGACAAGAUUUACUGUAAGCUCAAGUUUGAAGCAACACAUGAAAACCCACAGAGGAAGAAAAAUGGCUUAGCUAUGAAUACACAAUAAAGCCACUCAAAAAACAAAUUGUAAAGUUUCUCAGGAAAAAUUAUAUAAACUUCAUUAAAGCUAUAGUGGAGUUUUUUGAAUUUUUUAAAAGACCCGCCAUUUCC
Cyprinodon tularosa is the source of this 1622-nucleotide messenger RNA. Its product is annotated as zinc finger protein OZF-like. The coding region runs from base 62 to 1501 and encodes 479 amino acids. Gene Ontology annotation, biological process: regulation of immune system process; negative regulation of transcription by RNA polymerase II; regulation of cytokine production. The transcript is spliced from 2 exons. NCBI's taxonomy places the organism in Eukaryota, Metazoa, Chordata, Actinopteri, Cyprinodontiformes, Cyprinodontidae. The record is from RefSeq and is a predicted model, not a curated record.